Molecule: messenger RNA, 390 nt
Organism: Knipowitschia caucasica
Lineage: Eukaryota; Metazoa; Chordata; Actinopteri; Gobiiformes; Gobiidae
Source: the annotation of a GenBank genome assembly
AUGAAGGUUGUCGGAUCUACAUGCGCCCUGAAGACCAAGGUCGGCGGCGAGGACGUGGUGCGCUGUCUCUCUGACCAAAGCCUGAGCAUUUCCAAAUGCAAGAUCCCGCUGCUGGACGAGCAGAUGACCAUGUUUCUGCAGGACAUGAACAAUUGUUACAGCAAACUAAAGGAGCUGGUUCCUACGCUGCCCACCAACAAGAAGGCCAGCAAAGUCGAAAUCCUCCAGCACGUCAUUGAUUACAUCUGGGACCUGCAGGUCGAGCUGGACGAGCCCGAGAGGAGCCGUCAGCACUCGGCGAACGGUGUUCCACGCACGCCCCUGACCACUCUGAACGCGGAACUGGCGAGCAUCGCAGUGGAGGUAAAUGUUGUUCUGUGCCUGCGCUGA